This is a messenger RNA of Cydia amplana, 1735 nucleotides long. RefSeq names its product zinc finger protein 691-like. Gene Ontology annotation, molecular function: DNA-binding transcription factor activity, RNA polymerase II-specific; RNA polymerase II cis-regulatory region sequence-specific DNA binding; zinc ion binding. The transcript is spliced from 6 exons. Gene Ontology annotation, biological process: regulation of DNA-templated transcription. Gene Ontology annotation, cellular component: nucleus. The coding region runs from base 234 to 1691 and encodes 485 amino acids. The record is from RefSeq and is a predicted model, not a curated record. Lineage: Eukaryota; Metazoa; Arthropoda; Insecta; Lepidoptera; Tortricidae.
AAGUCACAAACAAACGAAAACAAGGGCCCGCUUCGAGUUUGCGCGGUGUCGUUUUGCUGUUAUAGUAGUUUGAAAAUGUCAAUAAUAGCGAUAAUGAAGUAUACAAAACUCAACAUCGCUAUCUCUCAACGCGCAUGCGUCUUUACGCAUUGGGAUAUAACGUGGAAAAAUCAUUACAGUGCAUGGAAAGCCCUGCAUAGCUCGGCCGUUCGCUCGACAUUUUGGCGUAAAAGAUGGCCUUAACCUUACACGAAAGCUUUGAAAGGUGUUGCCGACUAUGUGCGGAGGAGCAAGAAGUGACUAUAAUGAUAUUCAGCGCAGAAGCCGAAGCUAUGCUUCUGCAGAACAAAUUGAACAAGUACUUGUUAAUUGAGGUAGAUGAGGAAGACAAACUGCCUAAAAAUAUUUGCAUCAGAUGCUGUUCCAAAUUGCAAACUGUCUGUGAGUUCAUUGACACGGCCCGCAAGGCGCAGGAGGUGCUGCUCAACCAAAGCAUCAUACUGGACCAAUUCGACCCCCCCAGCUCCCAGAAUUGUAUGGUGCAACCUAUAACUGAAAUAAAAUCAGAAGUUGAAUACUCCGAUGAUGAAAACCACAUCACUGAAAUGGAAAUUAGUGUCGAUCCAAUGAUGAUUCUUCAGAAUUCUGACAGUUUAUUGUCUCCUAAUGUAGAAGAGAGUACAGAAGAUAAAUGUAAUGAUCAAGAAGAAGACAUAACACACCUGCACAGUGUAGAUGGUGAGAAUGUAACUAUCAAAUUAAUCAAAAAAGGUGAUGCACCUACAGACCAGUCCGGACCAGGUUUAAAGAAAAAGAAAAUUAAACCAUUCCCAUGUAUUACAUGCAAAAGAAGUUUUUACACAGAGUUGGCUUUGAAGAAUCACUCUUGGAUACAUUUCAAUGAGGAAAGGGUAAACAAGAAAUUUAAAUGUGGCACUUGUGAGGAGAGCUUCGACUACAAGUGUGAUUUAAUUGUGCAUUUGAAGAAACACCGAACAAACGGGAUGUGCACAAUAUGUGGUAGAUGUUUCAGAACAGACAGAACUUUAGCAGCACACAUGACUGUCCACAUGGCGUCUAGUAAAGCAUACACUUGUAAAGUAUGUGGAAGGUCAUACAAUACACGGAGUAACUUGAAAACACACAGCAUCACGCAUAGCAGCGAGAGGCCAUAUCAUUGUCACCUCUGUAAGAAAAGUUUCAAGAGAAAUCAGGAUUUAAAGUUCCACAUCAAUCAACACACUGGAGCGAAGCCGUACAAAUGUCCAUUUUGUGAUAAAAGCUUUGCAAGCUCCGGGAACUGCUACUCUCAUAGAAGUCGGAUGCAUCCUGGGCGUCGGGUCGAUGCCAAGGUUCGGAGACGCAUGGCAGCGUCCCUGGAGACGGGCGCGGGCCGCGCCGCCGCGCUGCACCCACGCCCCAUCGCGCCCAAGCCGGCGCCGGCGCCCGCGCAGCUGACCUCCGUCAAGGGCAUCUUCAAGUACCAGUGCAGCCUCUGCAACCAUAGCUUUAUGAGGAGAGACAAUUACACGUAUCACAUGUAUCAGCAUACGGGUGAAAAGCCAUUCCAGUGCACGUUCUGCCAGGGCACGUUUGUGACGAGGACAGGACUGUUACUGCAUCACGACAAGGAGCAUCCUGAUAGCGAUCGGCCCCUUGCGCUGCUGUCCAAGAAUGUGCUAUUAAAGUAAUGCUAGUAGUCGAUAUACAAGAGGCGCCCCCUGUCUAUGUAGAA